AUAUAUUUCUUUCGAUUUCGACCAGAAGCCUAGGCUGCUGUCUUCCCCCUGGCCCCCAGUUCUGCGUUUUGUUUGUUUUAGAAUGUCUUUAGUACCGUUAUCUAGCAUCGCCACUUUUUUCAGUGGAGAACCAAGGCUGAUCCAGCGUGGAGAAAAUGCACACUCUUCGAACCGCGUGGAAUCAUUUCUGUUUCACCAUGAGCUUGGGCACAUUACUGCCAAGAUCCACGCAAGCAUGAAGGACAAGAGAUAUGAUGUGGAGAUCGAACUUGGUUCUGAAGGUGGCGUUGUACGCGCUUCGUGCACUUGUCCCAAAGGCCAAGGACGGUGCCACCACAUGGCUGCAGCCCUUGUCUACGCGAACAAGAAUGUGAGCAGCACGGACAGGGAAUGUUCUUGGACUGUACGGAAGGGAACUAGUGAAACAAAGACUGUGGAUGGCAUUUUCCCGAAGUCGAAGCCGUUUUGUGCCAUUUCACGCCCUGUGGAUAAUGAGGACAGGGCAUGGUUUCACCAUCAGCUUGGGACACUUGACAGGUGGAAGGGUUUUCGUUGGCUGCUAGAUCCCGAGGUGAAAGAAGCGGACAAUUUGCCGACGGAGACGGUUGAAGGUAUUACCCUGAGUCAAGGAUUCCUGGAAGCAGAACACAAAGUCACCUAUGUGUGUACCAGGCUAUCCGUAUCUGCUGCCCAAAUUGUAGCCGUGGAAAAAGCAACACAUGGCCAAAACUCGAAUGCUACUUGGUCGCUUCUACGCAAGGGCAGAAUAACGGCAUCCAACUUCGGCCCUGUGCUGAAGACUAUCUCAUCUGGCCGCCAGCCAUCUAAAUCUUUAUUUACUCGCCUUCUUGGUCAGUAUGAUUUGUCUGGGCAAAAGGCCAUCCAGUGGGGUCUCAUGCACGAAAGUACGGCUGUUGCAUGCUAUGAGGAGUGUGAAUAUGUGUCUGUGAGAUCCAGCGGCUUAUGGCUUGCACCAUGUGGCCUCAUUGGUGGUUCCCCAGAUGGCGUAGUUAGCGAAACAAAGCUCAUCGAGGUCAAGUGUCCGUACUCGGCAAGAUCGACAUCUCUUGCAGCUAUGGCGAAGGAAAAGACCUUCUUCUUGUCAGUGUCUUCUUCCUCUCCUGCUAACUUUUCCCUUGAUUUGUCAACUGAAUCUGGAUGGAAUUAUUUCCAUCAAAUCCAAGGUAACUUAUGUCUGACAGGUCGUGAAGUAUGCGACCUUGUCGUGUGGACUCCGUUGGAGACGGUGAUCAUCCCAAUUCGGGCUGACCCGACCUGGUCAGGAAAUUUGGCUCGGAUCGAGGAAUUCUACAAAACCUUUUUCUUGCCUGUCUUUCUGGAUGGUGGUGUGUAGUCAAUCCUAGGAUUGCAAUGGCCUGUGUAACUCUUCCCUUCUAUAUCCAGCCAUGUCUUUCUUUCCACCAAAACAGCGUACAGUAGAGUACAGUGAGAACAUCUGUAUGUUUGUUCUAAAUUGAA
Molecule: messenger RNA, 1479 nt
Organism: Sycon ciliatum
Lineage: Eukaryota; Metazoa; Porifera; Calcarea; Leucosolenida; Sycettidae
Exons: 3
Coding region: 83-1354 (423 amino acids)
Molecular function (GO): zinc ion binding
Source: RefSeq, a predicted model, not a curated record